This is a messenger RNA of Globicephala melas (long-finned pilot whale), 6436 nucleotides long. RefSeq names its product alpha-1,3-mannosyl-glycoprotein 4-beta-N-acetylglucosaminyltransferase A (gene MGAT4A). The record is from RefSeq and is a predicted model, not a curated record. Gene Ontology annotation, cellular component: endoplasmic reticulum; endoplasmic reticulum-Golgi intermediate compartment; Golgi stack. Gene Ontology annotation, biological process: protein N-linked glycosylation. Gene Ontology annotation, molecular function: acetylglucosaminyltransferase activity. NCBI's taxonomy places the organism in Eukaryota, Metazoa, Chordata, Mammalia, Artiodactyla, Delphinidae.
GGGCGCCCGGCAGCAGCGGCGGCGGCCACAGCAGCCUCCGCGGCGGCCGCGGCAGGACUGGAAGCGCCGGCGGCGGUUGAGGGGCUCGAGGCGGCGGCGGCGGCGGCGGCGCGCGGGCAGCUUCGAGGAAGAAAGAAGCCUGCAGCAUCCACCUAUGAAGACCGUGCAGACAGUCCUGAAUAGUAAUUGUGGGUGGCGUGGCUGCCAGGCUGCUUCCGAGCCGCGUCUGCAAUGAACUUCUCCUAUUGAUUGUUUUGAUUGGCCCAGAGCCAGGAGUCCUGGCUUCACCUGACUUCAGGAUAAAAAGAAAACAGUCUUGGUUAUCAUCCUAAACAUAUGAACCAGUGUGAUGGUGAAAUGAGAUGAGGCUCCGAAAUGGAACUGUAGCCACUGUUUUAGCAUUUAUCACGUCGUUCCUUACUUUAUCUUGGUAUACUACGUGGCAAAAUGGGAAAGGGAAUAUUGAUGGCAAGAAGAAUGGAGAAAAACUGAUUGCUUAUCAACGAGAAUUUCUUGCUUUAAAAGAACGGCUCCGAAUAGCUGAACACAGAAUCUCUCAGCGGUCUUCCGAACUCAAUGCCAUUGUACAGCAGUUCAAGCGUGUAGGAGCAGAAACAAACAGAAGUAAGGAUACGGUGAAUAAAUUUUCAGACGGCACCCUAAAGCUCCUGAGGGAGCUAACAAGCAAAAAAUCUCUUCAAGUGCCAAGUAUUUAUUAUCAUUUGCCUCAUUUAUUACAAAAUGAAGGAAGCCUUCAACCUGUUGUGCAGAUUGGUAAUGGAAGAACGGGAGUUUCAAUAGUAAUGGGAGUUCCCACAGUGAAGAGAGAAGUUAAAUCUUACCUCAUAGAAACUCUUCAUUCCCUUAUUGAUAAUCUGUAUCCUGAAGAGAAGCUGGACUGUGUUAUAGUUGUCUUCAUAGGAGAGACAGAUAUUGAUUAUGUAAAUGGUGUUGUAGCCAACCUGGAGAAAGAAUUUUCUAAAGAAAUCAGUUCUGGCUUGGUGGAAAUAAUAUCACCUCCUGAAAGCUAUUAUCCUGACUUGACAAACUUAAAGGAGACAUUUGGAGAUUCUAAAGAAAGAAUAAGAUGGAGAACAAAGCAAAACCUCGAUUAUUGUUUUCUAAUGAUGUAUGCUCAGGAAAAGGGUACAUAUUACAUCCAGCUUGAAGAUGAUAUUAUUGUCAAGCAGAAUUACUUCAACACCAUAAAAAAUUUUGCACUUCAACUUUCUUCCGAGGAAUGGAUGAUACUUGAGUUCUCCCAGCUGGGCUUCAUUGGUAAAAUGUUUCAAGCGCCAGACCUCACUCUGAUUGUGGAAUUCAUAUUUAUGUUCUAUAAGGAGAAACCCAUUGAUUGGCUCUUGGACCAUAUUCUGUGGGUGAAAGUCUGCAACCCUGAAAAAGAUGCAAAACAUUGUGAUCGACAGAAAGCAAAUCUGCGGAUUCGCUUCAGACCUUCUCUUUUCCAACAUGUUGGUCUGCAUUCUUCACUAACAGGAAAAAUUCAGAAACUCACGGAUAAAGAUUACAUGAAACCAUUACUUCUUAAGAUCCAUGUAAACCCCCCUGCAGAGGUAUCUACUUCUCUGAAGGUCUACCAAGGACAUACACUGGAGAAAACUUACAUGGGGGAGGAUUUCUUCUGGGCUAUAACUCCAGUAGCUGGAGACUACAUCCUGUUUAAAUUUGACAAGCCAGUCAAUGUGGAAAGUUAUUUGUUCCAUAGUGGUAACCAGGAACAUCCAGGGGAUAUUCUGCUCAACACAACUGUAGAAGUUUUGCCUUUGAAGAGUGAAGGUUUGGAAAUCAGCAAAGAAACCAAAGACAAACGAUUAGGAGACGGUUAUUUCAGAAUAGGGAAAUUUGAGAAUGGUGUUGCAGAAGGAAUGGUGGAUCCCAACCUAAACCCCAUCUCAGCAUUCCGACUUUCAGUUAUUCAGAAUUCUGCUGUUUGGGCCAUUCUUAAUGAGAUUCAUAUUAAAAAAGUCACGAACUGACUAUCUCCUAAGAAACCAACACAUUUUUUCCCUGUGAAUUUGUUGAUUAAAGAUGGCUGAGCAUGUACCGUUUUUUGGUAACUUGAAUUCUACCUCUUGUGAAAUCUACUGUAGAUAAGAUGAUUGUCAUUUCCACUCGGAAAAUGAAUCUUCCAUGGAUCAUUGUAUUCAUUCGAACCUAAGCUGUCCUCCAGUUUUAACUUGACUCAGACAUUUUACAGUUAUGACAGCCUGUUAAUAUGACUUGUACUAUUUUGGUAUUAUACUAAUACAUAAGAGUUGUACAUAUUGUUACAUUCCUUAAAAUUUGAGAAAAAUUAAUGUUAAAUACAUUUUAUGAAGGGGGUACUUUUGAAGUUCAUUUAUUUUAAUAUUAUAGACCCUCUUUUAUAGAUUAUCAGGGAUUAUAUAUAUAUAUAUAUAUACACACACACACAAAUAUACAUAAAAUGCUACGGAGUUAAUUUAUUAGAAACACUUAAGAAGUACAUAUUUUUGUGCAGUAAAUUUUUGAAUCAAUACUUUUUUUGAAAACCAGUUACCUUGCUUUUUUAAGUUCUUUCUAUAUUUUUCUUUGGAAAUGCAAACAUUACAAGUUAAUGCCAUUUUUCAAAUGCACUGCCAUUUAAGAAUGAUUCUAGAUUGAUUUCCUAACUGAAGUACUUUUAUAAUCACAGUGAUUCUGAACAAAAUAUUUUCAAAGGCAUUUGUCAUUCCUUAAAGCCAAGAUUUUAAAGACCAAUGUCCUUUUUGAGGGUUAUUUUACUAUACUGUGUAUGGUGUGUAGUCACAAAAAAUCAGUCUGAUAAAUUUUAAUGUGCAGGGGUGAUGCAUUCAACGCAAAUUAUCAUAGACUGAAGUCAUUACAUUUCCUUUGAUAUGUAAAAUGACAGACUCUUCUCUUUUAAUCUUUGUCUUUAAUCCAUGAAUUAGAGGCAUUUUCUCUUUCCUUGAUGCUUUUAUAUCUGCACUCCGUGAGUUCUGACAAAAUGUUUUCUAGGUAAUGCUAUUGUAUGAGUCAUAAUUGGUUUAAUUUUAAAGAAAAACAAAAUUGUAAUGUUGGUUUUUUGGUGAAAGGUAUUGUAACAGUUGUAUGUUUUUCCAAAAUUAUUCUAUUGCAUUAUGAACUUGUAAGUAAAUUCACAUCUGGAGUAUUUAUUGCUCUUAAACAUGCAAAUUCCACAUGAUAUCACUACUAUAAACAAAAAUACUAUCAGCCUUAGCAAUCGGUGAUCUUUACAAAAGUCUUUUACUUUUACAAAAUUAUGAAUUAUCAACAUCAGUUCCCAACCAGCCUGGUGUCCUCAGGUGGGUUGCAGGCGGUUACAGGUGUGCAGAGCUUGAAUCUCUUGACCUUUCAGAGUAGCCAGUGGCUGAGGCCUCUGGCAGCUGAAGGUUCUAGCUGGUUGCCUUUAGCCUGGAGGAGCGUCACCUGGUUACCCAGCAGGCUGAACAAACAGCUUCCAGACAGCCUUGUUUUCUGUGCAGGGUUAUGCAGUGAAAAAGGUUGGGAAACACUGAUAGGGUAUAAUUAUUUCCAUUACUCCGUAUUUGAAUAAUUCUUAGUUACGUCUCUUGAUUAAAAAGUUACAUGUUGCCAACAAUGAUUUCUUUAUGUCCGAGUCCAGUUAAAAAUUUUUAUUGAGGUUUUUAAAUUUUACUUUUUAUUUUCUUUAAUUUACGUUUUAUUUCCUUCCCAAAUCUCCUUGGCCCAGCGCCUAACAGGGAAAUGUCACUGCAAAAGCAUAAACCUUUCAUUACAAAAUUGUGGCACCAGCUUCACAUACUCAAUUACUGCUGUAACAAAUAAGUAUCAGGAGGUAAAAAUCUGGAGGAAUCCCCUUGUUUCCCUGCUUCCCAAGUAGCUAACUCUGAUUUGAGGAAGAAAGGCCACGCUCUGAGUCUAGGGAGGUGACAGUAAUUGCAGCUCCUGGCCAUUGGGUGUCUCAGUCUUGAGACUGAGCCUUACUUACCCAGCCAGCUUUGUCCUGUUUUUGUGCUCAGUCUCCCCUCCCAGGCUUAGCUCAUCCCUCCUGUUCCUGAGAAGACUUUCAGCCAAACCUUAUCCAUCUUUCAAGGACUCUCCUGUGCACUCCUUCCUCCCCAUGGAUUUGUUACCAGUGCCUCGUUGAGCCCAGAAUAGUGCCUGACACGUGGCAGGUGCCCAGGUAGCGUCUGGGGAAGGGGACCAACUGUUCCAGCCCACACUCCUCUUUCUUUUUCUUAACUCUCUUUACCUACUGUCCUUGCCACACACACACACACACACACACACACACACACACACACACACACACACACUCAGCUGUCUACUUUGCUUGUGGCGAGUGUGUGUGCACAUACACGUAAUCACUCUGGCCAAAUGUCAAGCUCCUGCAGGCAAGCCUGUAAGUCAUGCUUCCUAGCUUCCUCUGCUGCACAGGUGCUCACGGACCCUCGUGUUAGCUGCGCUCUCCUUUCCCCCAGUUGCCACUAGACAAUUAGAAGCACCCAGCCUUGCCUCAAGCAAGCGAUUAUAGUGGUUGCCCUUAAGAGUCAUGUUAGGGACUAAAGUAUUGGGACAGAAGAUGAGGGGACCUGGAACGAGAGAAGGUACAUACUUGACCUUGAGUGGACACUGAACCACUUUUACCCAGAGUGAGUGGGGAAAAGUACAAAUGGCGGGACUAAUUUUAUUUUUACAUAUGUAUAUGGCAUGAUGUCUCUGGAGCUGCACUGUCCUCCACAGUAGCUACUGGACACAGGGUGGCUAUUUAAGUUUAAAUUAAUAAAACAUUCAGCUUCUCAGUCACGCUAGCUCCCUAUGGCUAGUGGCCACUGGGUUAAACAGCACAGAUACAGAACAUCUCCAUCAUCACAGAAAAUUCUGUAGCACAGCAGUGUGUCAAGAGCGCUAAUAUGAACAUUUUAGAAUCCAGAAUAACGAAUUCCCAUCAUGAGGCUAAAAGCAGACAUGCAGAAUAUAUCGUAGUGCAAAUGAUGAUGAGUAUUUCGGGUGAGAAGAGAAGGUUGAGGACCUAAUUCCAGGAUUCUAAGAUCCAGUUUCUAAGUUCUUUAAGUCUCCUGCGUUCUUUACAGCAUUCACUGUCCCUACUAUGUAGUCCAAAAAGAGUGACAACUUGAGGAUGAGGUUCCAAAACUCGUGUGAUUGACAAGCUUUGGGAAAUGUGAACGCACAUGGAUUUAGCACACAGCCUAUAGACAUGUACGUGAAGGUUAAUUCGGCUGCUGGAGAUGUCUUUGGACAAGCUUUUUAAGUCAAUUGCAUUUGUAAAUAAUUAGAAGAUGUUAUUUUAAAAACUUCAGCAACGCUAUGGAGGCUUCUUUUUAAAUAUGUCAUAAUAAUGAAAAAAGUUGUCUUCCAACAGUGCUGUCCUCAAAGACAAGUGUGGUUAUAUGGAAAGAGCAUGUUUGGAGAGAUUGCUCUAAUUAAUAGCAGUGAAUGUUUGUAGCAGCCAGAAUUCAUGGAUGACCCCCCUGCCCAAUGACUUUGUAUAUCCUAACCCUUUGAGUAUGUGUGGAACCUGUGAGUAUGAUCCAUAAUUACGUUGUACAGCAAAAAGGAGAUUAUCUGGGGACAGCUAAUCUAAUCAGGCGAGCGCUUUAAAAGCAGAGUUUUCUCAGGCUGUCAGCAGAAGUCAGAUUCAAAGCAGGACUUGCGGCACCAUGGCUGGUUUAAGAUGGAGGUGGCCGCAUGAGAAGGGAUGCAGAUGGUCUUAAGCUGAGAGGCCCCAGCUGACGGCCAAGAGAAUGGAAACUGCAGUCCUGCAGCCACAGGAACUGAACUCAGCCACCAACCGGAAGGAGUGUGCAGGUGGACUCUCCUCCAGCAGCUAAGAGCUCAGCCCCAACACCGGAUUCCAGCCAUGUGAAUCUCUAAGCAGAGAGCUCAGUCCUGCCUGCCUGGACUUCUGGCCUACAGAGCUGUGAGAUAAUAAAUGGGUGUUGUUUUACGCUUUUAAAUUUGCCGUGAUUUUAUGCAGCAAUAGAAAAUGAAUACGAUUUUAAAAGAGGUGAAGCGGAGAAGGCUUCCUACUUGAUCCCCUCUGGUAUGUUGGGUAUUUCUUGAUAAACUUAUGAAUAAAGUCUUGCACUAGCAGAUCAUAUACACAGGCCUCAUCUGGGAUUCUCUCCCAGAGACCUCAGUUAAUCCUCUUUGGCAGGUUGUUGGCAAAAACUUGCAGCACCUUUGUAGCGUUUCAUGAAGGAACCGCUAGCAUGAGAUUGCAGGAGCAGGAUCCAGUGAGUAAGGAAUCUUUUUCCUGGAAUAGGUGUCACUUUAUGUUGAUUUAGGCUGCUCUGAGCCUGUCAGUUAUUUAAGAAUGAGGAACAGUGAUAUUUUAAGUAAGACAUUAAGAGAAAAAAAAUAUUUAUGCUUUUAUGUAGAGACCAAAUAAUCUACUCUGUAUUGAAGGACUUUUUUUUUUUUUUAACCAAAA